CAUGGUUUAAUUAAUGUAUUCUUAGUUUGAUUCCAGUCAAUAAAUUACUAAUCCAAGUGCAUUUAGAAUUUAAAAAGCAUAAUAUGGAAUCUAAAUUAAUUCAGAUGGAGAACUUACUAUUGUCUAAUUUCCUAAUGAUUCCUCAUUCUCUAUUGACAAUCCUCUAAACGAAGACGACAGUUAAGAAGAUCAAGAAUUAUUAGAAGAUUCUGAUCAAUAUAUUUUUACCCCUAAAGAAUUUGAACCAAAUAAAGAAUUCAUGAAUUGUUUAAACUAAUACUUAAAAGUAGGAAACAUUUUGAAUAAAAUCAAAAAAUGAUAUAUUAAACACCUU
Paramecium sonneborni is the source of this 334-nucleotide messenger RNA. Lineage: Eukaryota; Ciliophora; Oligohymenophorea; Peniculida; Parameciidae. The record is from the annotation of a GenBank genome assembly.